Plasmodium fragile is the source of this 582-nucleotide messenger RNA. RefSeq lists its product as uncharacterized. The record is from RefSeq and is a predicted model, not a curated record. The transcript has a single exon. NCBI's taxonomy places the organism in Eukaryota, Apicomplexa, Aconoidasida, Haemosporida, Plasmodiidae. The coding region runs from base 1 to 582 and encodes 193 amino acids.
AUGAGCACCAACAUUGAAAGACUCCACAGCGAAGAUGAAGUCGCUUAUAAACUCAAAGGAGAAAUUGCAACAAUAGAAAAGGAAAUAAAAAGUUGGUUCAUAAAAAGGAGAUUAAACAUGGAGCUAAACUACUCCUUAUAUAACCUGUUCAAUAAUUAUAAUAUUGUGGGACUCUCCAUUAAUAAGAAUAUUGACAUGAAGGAGAAGAUGUUGUGGCACGAUAUUGUUAAUGGAAAGCCAGACCUAGAAGACACACUCAGCAUGGAUGCAAAGGAGUACAAGGCAGACAUGUACAACCAGAUGUGGCAUAACAGCACAACUAGCGAAAAUCCUUGUAGAUUAGUGGGAUCAAUUUUUUUUAGGUGCUUAAAAAAUAAUUACCAAUUAACGCAAAAUGAACGAGAAGGCACCUGCAUGCACAGUUUUUCAAAUUUCACCAAUUGCAGAAAGGCCUUGAAGUUGCAGCAGGCCAAUAAUAUAAAAACUGCUCUCACCAAGCAGCAUGCCGAGGACACCCAUGCGAAGGCUCUCUUUCAGAGGAGGAGUUCACUGUUGGAGAAGUUGGCGGAGCUAACUGCUUAG